AAGUGUCGGGGGAGAGAGGGAUGACGGCUCUGCUGCUGCUGCUGCUGCUGCUGCUGCUGCUGCUGCCCUCAGUGCGGCGGAGGAGAGAAAGCAUCUUUGUCUGCACAGAGCAGCUCUGCUGGGCUUCCCUGCCUGUCUGCUUUCAUCUACACAGCAACAUCUAAAGAUAAGGGAGACUCUUCCUGAAAACGGGGUUCGCGGAUUCAUCUGCCGCAUUCAUCUCAGCUUAAAUUUUCGGACUUUUCCUCCCCGUUUCCUUCUCUCUUCCUCUCUCUCUCUCUCUCUCCAUUGUGCUUUCCGGGGUUUUUUUUCUUCUUCUCUUUUUUCUGUUGCCUUGCUGGAAUAAUCCAACCCUCCCUCCGUGUCCAUGUGUCGGAUCGCUGGAUGAUGCACAGGAUAUUGGGAUGCUGAGCAGAGUGGAGGCUGUACCUAGGCUGCAUGCCUAGCUAACCCAUGGAGAACUGACAGGAGCAGUGCUGGAUGGAGGCCAAGUCACUGGAUGGCGAAGACGAGGAAGCACACAGUACUGUGGAUCGCUCGCAUUGUUUGUUCUCUUCCUCAGAUGAAAAGUAGAUGCGCCUCGAUUGUCAAGAGAUGGCAAAAACAGAUCAGGAUAGGCAGUCAGUGCUGAACAAACUGUGCUGCACAUAGGAUUUCAAGUGUUUUUUUUUUUCUUUCGCCAAUUUUAUGGUGACUUUGAAAAUAUUAUAGACAUUAGAUAAAAUUCCCUGAUUAAAUUGGAGAACACACAGACGCCAACAAUAGGAAGCAGAGAGAAACCAUCAUGGGCAGCUGUGAACACAAGGUGUCCCGGUUUUUGUUUUUAGCGUGUUUAGCGUUGACAGGAGUAGCCUUGGAGUACGAAGGGGUACCUGGUCAGUGGACUCGCUAUGCUCAGUGGGACGCUAAGACGACAGGCGAGCUGAGCUUUAUUCUGAAGACCAACAUCACCAAAGCCCUGGUCCUCUACCUGGAUGACGGCGGGAACUGCGACUUCUUGGAGCUCCUGAUCGCAGAGGGGAGGCUCCAGAUGCGAUUCACCAUCCACUGCGCAGAGCCGGCCUCCCUCCACACGGAGACGUACGUCAGUGACCAGCGUUGGCACAGAGUCCUCCUCACCCGCAAUUACAGGGAGACCCGAUUAAUGCUGGACAAUGAGGAGAAAGUGGCCGAGGUGAAGUCCAAGAGGAAAGAGAUGGUUGUGGCCAGCGACUUGUACGUCGGUGGGAUCUCACCCGAUGUGCGUCUCUCCGCUCUGACGUCGAGCACCGUCAAGUACGAGCCCCCGUUCCAGGGCUUUGUAAGCAAUUUGAAAGUUGGAGAUGCUCUGCCUGUGCUGCUGGAUGGUCAAGCCGUGCACAAUGAUUUGGAGUACAUAUGUGAGGCAUACUCACCCUGCAGCAACCAAGGCCUGUGCUCUGUCAGCCAAGGAGAGGUCCUCUGUGAAUGUAUCAAUACCAGCUUUAGGGGAAGGUACUGCCAAGAAGCUGUCCAGAGAGAAGUUGAAGGUCUGGCGCACCUGAUGUUAAACCGCCAAGUUUUACGCCAAGGGCGCCAAGAGUCGGUGGCCACCUUUAAAGGCAACGAGUUCUUCAGCUACAACCUGUCCACGACUCCCAUUCAGAGCAGUUUGGAUGAGAUCACGCUGUCCUUCCGGACCCUGCAAAGGAACGGCCUGCUGCUCCACACCGGGAAGUCAGCCGAUUAUGUUAACCUGUCGCUGAGGAACGGAGCGGUGUGGCUGGUCAUCAACCUGGGCUCGGGGGCCUUUGAAGCGCUGGUGGAGCCUGCCAGUGGAAAGUUCAAUGACAAUGUUUGGCAUGAUGUGCGAGUGACACGCAACCUUCGCCAGGUGACGAUCUUAGUGGAUGGGAUCCUCACCACCACUGGCUACACCCAGGAGGACUACACCAUGCUGGGCUCUGAUGAUCUCUUCUACAUCGGGGGAAGCCUGAACACAGCCGACCUGCCUGGCUCCCCGGUCAGCAACAACUUCAUGGGCUGUCUGAAGGAUGUGGUCUACAGGAAUAAUGAGUUCAGACUGGAACUGUCACGGCUGGCUGAGCAGCGGGACCCCAAGAUCAGUAUCCAUGGCGACCUGAUAUUCAGCUGCGAAAACGUGGAAGCUCUGGAGCCGGUCACCUUCGACACGCCGUCUGCCUACCUGACAUUGCCCAGGUGGAACACAAAGAAGACUGGCGCCAUAUCUUUCGACUUCCGCACCACAGAGCCCAGCGGCCUGCUGCUGUUCAGCCACGGCAGCCAGCAGGGAGAGCUGCCCGACAGGAAGCCCCGCGCGGACUUCUUCGCCAUAGAGCUGCUGGAGGGAUUUCUCUACCUGGCCAUGGACAUGGGCUCUGGCAGCAUUAAGAUUAAAGCCAGCAACAAGAGGCUCGACGAUGGCGAGUGGUGGCAUGUGGACUUCCAGAGGAAGGGGCGCAACGGCUUCAUCUCAGUGAACAGCCAGAGCAUCCCCUUCACUGCCAACGAGGGCAGUGAGAUCCUUGACCUGGAUGGAGACAUGUAUCUGGGAGGUUUACCCGAAGAUCGGCAAGCCCUCAUUCUGCCCCCUGAGGUGUGGACAGCCUCCCUCGGCCUCGGCUUCGUGGGCUGCGUGAGGGACCUGUUCAUCGAUGGACAGAGCCGCAACCUGUGGAGGCUGGCCGAGGUGCAGAGUGCUGCGGGUGUCAGCAGUUUCUGCACCAGGGAGACUCAUCUGAGGUGCUCCAGAGACACGUGCGCCAAUGGCGGACACUGCAGAGAGGGCUGGAAUCGGCAUAUUUGCGACUGUGGCGGCACAGGCUACGUGGGCCCCAGCUGUGAGAAGGAGGCCACAGCAGUGAGCUAUGAUGGCAGCAUGUAUCUGAAGGUGGUGCUGCCGAGGACGCUGCACACAGAGGCCGAGGACGUGUCCCUGCGGUUCAUGUCCCAGAGGGCCUUUGGUUUGCUGAUGGCCACCACAUCUCAGCAGUCAGCGGACACCUUACGCGUGGAGCUGGACGGAGGCAGAGUCAAACUCACUGUCAACCUGGAUUGUAUCAGGAUAGACUGUAAUCUCAGCAAGGGACCAGAGACUCUUCUUGUAGGCGAGAAACUGAAUGACAACGAGUGGCACACAGUGAAGGUGGCGCGACGUGGGAAGAACUUGCAGCUAUCAGUAGACAAUGUGACAAUGGAAGGCCACAUGACUGGUGCCCACACCCGCCUGGAGUUCAACAACAUCGAGACAGGAAUCAUGACAGAGCGCCGCUUCAUCUCAGUGAUGCCCUCCAAUUUCAUCGGCCACUUGCAAGCGCUCUCCUUCAAUGGGAUGCUCUAUCUGGACCAGUGCAAGAAUGGAGACAUUUCCUUCUGCGAGCUUAAUGCUCGGUUUGGCAUGAGGCACAUUGUGGCCAACCCUGUAACUUUCCUAACUCAAGCCAGCUAUUUGGCCUUUUCGACCUUGCAGGCCUAUGCUUCCAUGCACCUCUUUUUCCAGUUUAAAACCACCAGUGCGGACGGCCUGAUAUUGUACAACUCUGGAGAUGGCAGUGACUUUAUUGUGGUGGAGCUUGUCAAAGGGUACAUUCAUUAUGUGUUUGACUUGGGAAAUGGACCGUCACUAAUGAAGGGAAACUCUGACAAGCCUCUCAAUGAUAACCAGUGGCACAACGUGGUGAUCUCCCGUGACAACAACAAUGUACACGUACUCAAGAUUGAUUCCCGUACCGUUACCCAACACACCAACGGAGCCCGAAACCUGGACCUAAAAGGGGAGCUAUACAUCGGUGGUGUUGGAAAGAGCAUGUACAGCAGCCUUCCCAGGUUAAUAGCUUCUCGGGAAGGAUACAAGGGCUGCCUGGCUUCUGUGGACUUAAAUGGAAGGCUCCCUGAGCUGCUGGUGGAUGCCCUUCACAAGGUGGGAGAGGUGGAACGAGGCUGCGGAGGGCCCAGCACAACCUGCACAGAGGACUCCUGCCACCACCAAGGUGUGUGUCUGCAGCUGUGGGAGGGCUUCUCCUGCGACUGCACCAUGACCACCUACGGGGGACCUUUCUGCAGUGACCCUGGGACCACAUACAUCUUUGGCAAAGGAGGGGCCCUCAUCACAUUCACCUGGGCCCCCAAUGAAAGGCCAAGCACCAGGGCCGACCGGUUAGCCGUGGGCUUCAGCACUCAACAGAAGGAGGCCAUUUUGGUCCGCGUGGAGAGCACCCAUGGGCUUGGAGACUAUCUCCAACUGCACAUUGAUCAAGGGAAAGUGGGUGUCAUCUUUAAUGUGGGAACAGAUGACAUCACCAUUGACGAGCCUGCCGCCAUUGUAAAUGAUGGCAAGUACCAUGUUGUGCGCUUCACACGCAGUGGUGGCAAUGCCACUCUCCAGGUGGACAACCAUCCAGUCAUUGAGCGGUACCCACCAGGACACUAUGAUAAUGAGCGACUGGCUAUUGCUAGACAAAGAAUCCCGUACAGACUUGGUCGGGUAGUUGACGAGUGGAUAAACGAUAAAGGGAGACAGCUGACCAUCUUUAACAGCCAGGCGGCCAUUAAAAUUGGCGGCUACGACAAGGGUCGGCCCUUCCAGGGUCAGAUUUCCGGGCUGUACUACAACGGCCUCCAGGUGCUCAAACUGGCUGCAGAAAACGACCCGAGCGUUCAGGUGGAAGGGAACUUGCGCCUGGUCGGAGACUCGCUCUCCGCGUUGACUACGGACACCACCUCUGUGACACCGCUGGCCGUGUCCGACAUGUCCACCACAAUUAUGGAAACCACAACCACCAUGGCUACCACCACCACCCGCCGGCAGCGGUCUCCCAGCUUGAGGGAGAGCAUCUCAAAGCCUCAGAGCUCUGAUGAUAUUCUGGUGGCAUCAGCUGAGUGUCCGAGUGACGAUGAGGAUCUGGAAGAGUGUGAGCCUGGAACAGGAGGUGAAUUAGUGUUGCCUAUUAUAACAGUGGAUUCCCUUGAGCCCCCAUCUAUCGCCACUCGUUACCCUGUAAUCCCUCCUCCCCCCACCCUCCUCUCCCCUCUUGAAACCACCAAAGAGUCCCUGAUCCUCCCCCCUCAUCCCUCCUGCCCCCCGGACCAGGAGGACUGCGGUGACCCUGUGGAAGUCUCGGCCUUCGGCUCGGGGGAGAUGACGGAAUCGGAUGAUGAGGACUUUUACAAUAAUAACUCCCCCAUGGUCACUGACAGGACAGUCCUUCCUCCACCUCCCGCCGUCGGUGAGGGUGGAGUUCAGAAAUCCCGCCCUUUACCUCCUUUUGUUCCCACAACCAAUCCUGACCAGCUCCACAUUCCCGCAGGCAAAAUGAACACCCGCGACCAGGUGCUCCUGCCCCCUGCUCCUCCAUCCUCCCGUAACACACCAGGACUAACGUACCCCCCCAAUUUUCCCCAUGUGCCCACAGCCAGUCCCACAGCCUCUGAUGAAAAGAACCAACCAGGCGCCGUAGAAGUCAUCAGGGAGUCCAGUAGUACAACAGGGAUGGUGGUCGGCAUCGUGGCUGCUGCUGCUCUCUGCAUCCUCAUCCUCCUCUAUGCCAUGUACAAGUACCGCAACCGGGAUGAAGGCUCCUACCCAGCAGACCAGGGUCACAGUUUUGCCAACAAUUCCACCGUGGAGGGCAACGGAGCAGUGGUUAAAGACAAAAGCACAGCCACCGCCUCUGUGGCGAAGGCCAUCACAAAGGGCAAAAAGAACAAAGACAAGGAAUACUAUGUCUGAAAGAGAAGGAGAAUAGGCAACCAUGGACUGAGACUGGAGGAUGAGAGAGGAUGCUGUUUUCCUUUUUGGUUUUUUUGGUUUUGUUUUUUGCAACCUGAAUCCAUCAGGUAUCUGAAAAACUUCCCAGACCGCAAGGAAACAUUCACUCGAAGCGAAUAGAUAUUGGUUUCCCUACCGUCAAGGAUGCCCAGUUCCCCAGCAGUGCUAUAUUCCCCGUCAAUGACACGAGAUCUAACACGUCAUCUGUGUCAAAAUGGACACUGUAUUCACCAUCUCUUUGUUGGUGUACGAUUUUUAUUUCAUGUUUUUAACUUAGCUAGAAAAGAGAACAUCCACUUAGGCUUUGUACAUAGCAUGGAUAUGGUACUGUGAAGAAAGUGCUGAGAACAUCCAGUUUCUUUGGACUUCUUUAUAAUUCUCUAUCCUGAGUCUCAAUGUCCCCAUUAUGAUACAUGAGGCAGAACAGGCCAGUUAUUGAAUUUUUAUGGUAUAUGAGCAGCAAGCGCCCCGGCAGUCAUCCCGAGCGCACUCGAAGAGAAAGCCCUUUUCACUAUGAGAAGACAUCACAUCGGCAGCCUUCGUUUUAUGUUAUGUGUUUCCUUUUUUUUUUUUUACUACCCCGAUCGCUCUGCGUCCGUCCGUCCUCCUGAGAUGGGAUUAUUUUCACUGGUGGAUACUUGUACUGUAAAUGAGCCAGGACAUCUAGCUCUGUCUAAAAGUGGUCAUGAAAUCACUAUUCAUACCUCUACACAGCAGGCCUCGAAUGUUUCAGUCAGAUGAAUCUGAGGAAUUGUGUGAUAUAAUGAAGGGAUAACUGUGAACAUGUGAAGGUAUUCCUCUACAAACACUGCUCGUAUGUACUGUACAUAUAGAGGUUAACGGACUGACCAGGAUGUGAUCACAUCCAGGACUGUUGGUCCAGCACCCACCAUUGAUUCCAUCGCCACAUCCAAACUGUUGCAGUUCGAUGGAGCUUUGAGAAACGCAAAAUCCCACUUUUGAAGAGCGUUUUGGAGAAAGGCCGGCUCACUAACAACCUUUUAUUUCCUCUAUUCUGUCAUUGGGAAUUUAAAAAGCACACUGAAAAUGGAAGCGUAGCUCUGAGACAUAAAAUAAUCCUUGUAAAGCAGCCAAAAAUAUUGAUUUUUUUUUCUAUCAGUUAUCCAAAAGACUAUUCUGUGGGAUGAAUAAUUAAAUUUGUGAACUGUAAUAUUUCUCUGAUAUUUCGAUGUAUCUUGUCACCACUCUUCUUAACACACCACAUUUUAGAUUGCUUUCUACUUUAAUCCGGACAAAAAAAUAAUAAAAGAAGCACACUCUCCUCUGAUAGCUGCAAAUAUCAUUGUUUUUUCCCAUUGUUUGCCAUUCAGGUAAUGCAGAGGAAACCGAAGGAUGGAACCAAUCAAUGUUUUAUUUUGUUGUGCUUUUUAUAUGUGCUGAAUCUCAGUGAAUCUGAUGAUAACUUUUUGUUUUCAGUUAUCUGCUCAUGCUGUGUGAUUUCUUUUUUUUUUUUAUGAAAGUGCCAUUUAUUGUGAGCUGCUCAGCGCUCAGAAAAUAUACCAUUCCUCACUCAUUGCUAUUGUAUAGUGUUCAUGUGAAAUGGAUCUUAAUAUGUGUACAGAACGUGGAUAAAGAUGAAAAUACACUUGAUUAUAUACUUUGUA
Gambusia affinis (western mosquitofish) is the source of this 7371-nucleotide messenger RNA. It is a transcript of the gene nrxn2a, whose product is annotated as neurexin 2a. The record is from RefSeq and is a predicted model, not a curated record. The transcript is spliced from 22 exons. Bases 785 to 5707 code for a protein of 1640 amino acids. Lineage: Eukaryota; Metazoa; Chordata; Actinopteri; Cyprinodontiformes; Poeciliidae.